This is a messenger RNA of Humulus lupulus (European hop), 2286 nucleotides long. Its product is annotated as zinc finger BED domain-containing protein RICESLEEPER 2-like. The record is from RefSeq and is a predicted model, not a curated record. The transcript is spliced from 2 exons. Bases 725 to 1405 code for a protein of 226 amino acids. Lineage: Eukaryota; Viridiplantae; Streptophyta; Magnoliopsida; Rosales; Cannabaceae. Gene Ontology annotation, molecular function: DNA binding.
AAUUCGAAAUUUAAUUAAAUUUAAAAAAAAGUUAAUAAAACUAUCUAAAAAUUAAAAAUCCGAAAUAUAGUCAAUUUAUAAAAAAAAAAAUUCACAAAAAUUAUAUUUAAAUCAUAAAAAUUAAUAAAAUUACACUUACUUGUGGUAAUUGUGCAAUGUGGGUUCUUGAUGUAGAAAACCUCAAAAAUCCAAUAAAGAUUACGAGUUUUCAAAUUAUAUCUUCAAAAAACAAAAUCUAUACAAAAAAAUCCAAAAAAACUAUAUAUAAGUUUCAUAAACAUAUAUAAAUCAUUAUUUUAACAUUAAAAUUGAAAGAAAAAAAAUGGUUGAAAACGUACCUAAAUGGGGAGAACCUCGGUUGGGUGCCGCUGGUUUAGGAGAAAAACGGUAUGAAAUUAUGGUUUGAGUGAAAUGGGGCUCGGCUGGGACGAUGAGGGUUUUAUUAUAGGAGACCCAGUUGCGUCAGUGGCCCACUGACGGUAACGGGCGUUUGCGUCAGUGGGGCACUGACGCAAACGGCAAAGUAAAACGUGCGUCAGUGUCCAACUGCCACAAAUGAUAAUUCUUGGUCAACAGCGUCAGUCAACUGCGUUGACUGACGCGUUUGACUGACACAAUUGCCCUUUUUUGUAGUAGUGACAAUGCCUCUUCAAAUGAUGUAGCUUUGAGAAAAGUCAAGGAAUACUUGUCUGAAAAGCAAAAUGCUUUAGUUUUGGGUGGAAAGAUGUUUCAUAUGCGGUGUUGUGCGCAUAUUCUGAACUUGGUUGUUAGUGAUGGUUUAAAAGAAAUGAGUGGGGCCAUUUCUAGCAUAAGGAAUGCAGUUAGAUUUGUGAGAUCUUCACCAGCUAGGUUGAAGAGGUUCAAAGAAGCAUGUAAAGAUGUAAAUGUUGAAUCGAAAGCUUUAUUAUGUUUAGAUGUGGUGACAAGGUGGAACUCCACCUACAUGAUGCUAGAGGUUGCAUUGAAGUUUAAGAAAGCUUUUAGGUAUUUGGAAGGGGAUGCAAAUUACACAAAGUAUUUUGAAGAAGAAAGAGUAAAUGGAGAAAAAGUGGAUGGCCCACCAGACAAUACUGAUUGGACUAAUGCAGAAGUAUUUUUUAAGUUUCUCAAGGCAUUUUAUGAGCUUACUUUGAAGUUCAGUGGGUCAUUGUAUGUCACAUCAAAUCUUUUCUUCCAAGAGAUUCUUGAAGUUCAAGUUGAGUUGAAUGAUAUGAAUAGUAGUACAGAUGAGUUGAUGAGUAAAAUGGCGGGGAGCAUGCAGUUGAAGUUUGACAAAUAUUGGGCAAUGUUGAGAAGAUUAACUUGUUGCAAUAUAUUGCCUCUAUUUUGGAUCCAAGAUUCAAAUUGGAUGUUGUUCAUAACGGUUUCAGGUAUCUCUAUGAUCCCAUUCGAGCUGAAAAAAUGAUAAAGAAAGUUGAGAAUAUGAUGACUAGCUUGUAUGCAUUUUAUAAGGACAUUGUUGUGCCACCUAGUUCCUCUAAUGAUCAACAAGCAAGUGAAAGUGUCACUUCCUAUGCAAGUGGAAGUUCUAGUAGCUCAUCAUUUCUUAUUAAGCGAAGGUUUAUUUCGAGUGAAGUAACCAGCAAUGAUUUGGAGGAUUAUUACGCAGAUCGAAAGGAAAAGUUAGUUGAGGGUACGAAUUUUGACAUUCUAGAUUGGUGGCAGAGGAAAGGAAACAAGUAUCCUAUUAUGUCUCAUAUUUCAAGAGAUGUUCUGGUUGUUCAAAUGUCUACAGUUGCCCUUGAAUCAGCUUUUUCAACUAGAGGACAGAUUCUCGAUCCAUUUAGAAGCUCUUUGUCUCCAAAGAUGGUCGAGGCUUUAAUUUUCUCAAAGAAUUGGUUGACUUGUGAAUAUGAUGCUCCUGUUGUGUUGAGAUAAUACAUGGACAAAAUCAAAGGUUUGGAGACAUCCGAGCAAGUUGAGUCAGAGGAAUCAUGUAUUACAAACACAGGAACUGAGACUACUACUACUGCUACUCCUAGUACUUUAUGAGCCCUUUGAUGGAGAAAUCAUGAGAUGAUUGUUGGAUACUUGAUUGGCCUUAUCUUUUUAUAUUUGUAUUUGAACUUUGAAGUUUUAACGUGGUUGUAUGAUUUGUGAUGUUUCAUGGUUGGACUAUUUUGUAUUUGAAGUUUGGACUAGGUGUGUAAUGUUUUACGGUGGUUGAUGUAAUUGUAUUUGGACUUUGGUUUGUAAUUGUACUUUAGACUAUAUUGAUUUUCCUUUUCAUUUUAAGGAUAUAUGUUUGUUACUUUGUUUAAUACUUUUAAUGUUGAUGCAAUUAUU